Messenger RNA from Umbelopsis ramanniana AG, 1718 nucleotides. RefSeq lists its product as uncharacterized. The coding region runs from base 30 to 1472 and encodes 480 amino acids. The transcript is spliced from 10 exons. Gene Ontology annotation, biological process: DNA replication, synthesis of primer. The record is from RefSeq and is a predicted model, not a curated record. NCBI's taxonomy places the organism in Eukaryota, Fungi, Mucoromycota, Umbelopsidomycetes, Umbelopsidales, Umbelopsidaceae. Gene Ontology annotation, cellular component: alpha DNA polymerase:primase complex.
GCAAAAUAUUUAUCUUGCUAAAGUUCACGAUGAGCAAACCCAUGCAGCCAAAGCAUCAGAAUCGGUUUAAUCGCACAUCGCUAUACAAACCUACUGGAGAAGUAGUCCGUCAUUCUGAAUACCCAUGUCGUCUUAAUUUCUAUCUUCGCCCACCACCGGUUGAAAUUAGCGUUGAGGACUUUGAACGAUUUGCCCUGGACAGACUACAAGUGCUCAAAACGAUUGAGAAUGCUACACUGAGAAAUAAAAAGGCAGACGAAUUUCGGCGUGAGAUGGAUCGCGUUAGUAGCGAGCAUAUGCGUAUGCGCACAGGUCAUACGAAGGAAGCUAUGGAAGACAGAAAGAAAGAUCAUGUCAGUCACUUUAUUUUGCGACUUGCGUACUGCAGAAGUGAGGACCUACGAGCAUGGUUCUUACGACAGGAAUGCGCCUUGUUCAGAUACCGCUUUGAGUUGGAGAGUAGAAAAGAUAAGGAAGUUUUUUUAAAAUCCCUUGAUAUCAACUGGAAAGUGGUCAGCCAAGAAGACAAGAUGAACAUGAAAGCAGAGCUUGAGAGCUGUGCUAUUUGGACUGCUAAAGCUGCCGGUAUACAGAACGUGAAGGACUUCGUUGAAAAUGAGACGUAUUUCGAAGUUGAAUUUGAAAAGGUUCCUGAUCUCAUCGGUCGCCGAUCGGUGCUGGUAAGACGGGGCAAAGCUUUCGUACCCAUGACUGAACAGAUCAGUCUUGUUAUGGAUGAGUUUAAAGCUAGGCUGUCAAAAGCUUUGGAGGCGACAGCAAAAGCACUUCCACGCAUGGAUGAAGAUGAAAGAUUAAAACCUGUACUGCUUAACGUGGAGAAACAAUAUACUGGAAAAGACUACGGAGAUGUCACUAACGUAACAGGCAAAGUGAAAGCUUCUGAAGUUGAUGGGCUGUCACAACACUUCCCACUUUGUAUGAGCAAUCUACAUCAAUCUCUGAGAAAGGACAAGCAUCUGAAACAUGGAGGCAGAAUGCAAUAUGGACUUUUCCUAAAGGGCAUUGGACUCUCGGUUGAGGAAGCCCUUGUUUUCUGGAGAAAGGCCUUUGGCAACCACACUGAUGACAAAUUCCAAAAGGAAUACUCGUACAACAUUCGCCACAAUUACGGUUUAGAAGGCCGGCGAGUGAACUAUGCUCCGUAUAGCUGCAUGAAAAUCAUCCAGAGUAACCAGCCUUCCACUGGUGAUCAUCACGGAUGUCCCUUCAGGCACUUUUCCGCACAGAGCUUAGAGGCGACUUUAUAUAAGAACAAAGUAGGCGCUCCCCAAGUGAAUGAAAUUGUUCGGCUUGCAAAAGAUCGACACUAUCAACUGGCAUGCACACGUUACUUUGAAGUAACUCAUCCCGAAAUGCAAAGUGGCCAAGUAGGAACUAUCGAACAUCCUAACCAAUACUUCGACAUGAGCCAAGGAAAACUACCUGACAGUGAUGCCAUGACGACGGAUUAGCCAGCAAAAUCAUAACUAUACUACGGUGCCUUACAUCCUUAGCAAAUUCAUAACAACUGUGUAUCAUCCUACCCAUUUUUCUUUCAUCAAAGCAGACCUGACAUAAACUAGUCUUUUGUAAUAUUACGUGAAACGAUCCCCGAGCUGAUCAUUAAUUGAAAUCUGCUUAGACUUAAUAUGUAAAUGAGUGCCCGCCAUCUUCCCGUUUCUUUUUUUUUCUCUACCCGCUACUUUUGUGUAUGCGCG